Molecule: messenger RNA, 1583 nt
Organism: Peromyscus eremicus (cactus mouse)
Lineage: Eukaryota; Metazoa; Chordata; Mammalia; Rodentia; Cricetidae
Gene: Ptpn2
Product: protein tyrosine phosphatase non-receptor type 2
Exons: 10
Coding region: 96-1244 (382 amino acids)
Biological process (GO): protein dephosphorylation
Molecular function (GO): protein tyrosine phosphatase activity
Source: RefSeq, a predicted model, not a curated record
GCAUGCGCCACAGCGCCAGCGCUCUCCCCGGAUAGAGCGGGGCCCGAGCCUCUCCGCUGUGGUGGUUCCGCUCCCGCUCGCGCCCUCCCGCCGCCAUGUCGGCCACCAUCGAGCGGGAGUUCGAGGAACUGGACGCUCAGUGUCGCUGGCAGCCGUUAUACUUGGAAAUUCGAAAUGAGUCCCAUGACUAUCCUCAUAGAGUGGCCAAGUUUCCAGAAAACAGAAAUCGAAACAGAUACAGAGAUGUAAGCCCGUAUGAUCACAGUCGUGUUAAACUGCAAAGUACUGAAAAUGAUUAUAUUAAUGCCAGCUUAGUUGACAUAGAAGAGGCACAAAGAAGUUACAUCUUAACACAGGGUCCACUUCCUAACACGUGUUGCCACUUCUGGCUCAUGGUGUGGCAGCAAAAGACCAAAGCAGUUGUCAUGUUAAACCGAACUGUAGAGAAAGAAUCGGUUAAAUGUGCACAAUACUGGCCAACAGAUGACCGAGAGAUGCUGUUUAAGGAAACAGGAUUUAGUGUGAAACUCUUAUCCGAAGAUGUGAAGUCAUAUUAUACAGUACAUCUACUACAGUUAGAAAAUAUCAAUAGUGGUGAAACUAGAACAAUAUCUCACUUUCAUUAUACCACCUGGCCAGAUUUUGGAGUUCCUGAGUCACCAGCUUCAUUCCUAAAUUUCUUGUUUAAAGUUAGAGAAUCUGGCUCCUUGAACCCAGACCACGGACCUGCAGUGAUCCACUGCAGUGCAGGCAUUGGGCGCUCUGGUACCUUCUCUCUUGUAGAUACCUGUCUUGUUCUGAUGGAAAAAGGAGAGGGUGUUAAUGUGAAACAAGUAUUACUGAAUAUGAGAAAGUAUCGAAUGGGACUUAUUCAGACACCAGACCAGCUCAGAUUCUCCUAUAUGGCCAUAAUAGAAGGAGCAAAGUACACACAAGGAGAUUCAAAUAUACAGAAACGGUGGAGAGAACUCUCUAAAGAAGAUUUGUCUCCUGUUUGUGAUCAUUCACAAAACAGAACAAUGACUGAAAAGUACAAUGGAAAGAAAAUAGGUUCAGAAGAGGAAAAACUAACAGGACUUUCUUCUAAGAUGCAAGACACUGUGGAAGAGAACAGUGAGAGUAUUCUCCGGAAACGUAUUCGAGAGGACAGAAAGGCUACCACAGCCCAGAAGGUGCAGCAGAUGAAACAGAGGCUCAAUGAAACUGAACGAAAAAGAAAAAGGCCAAGAUUGACAGACACCUAAAUAUUCAUGACUUGAGACUAUUCUGCAGCUAUAAAUUUUGAACGUUUGAUGUGCAAAGCAAGACCUGAAGCCCACUCCGGAAACUAAAGUGAGGCUUGCUAACCCUGUAGAUUGCCUCACAAGUUGUCUGUUUACAAAGUAAGCUUUACAUCCAGGGGAUGAAGAACACCACCAGCAGAAGACUUGCAAACCCUUUAAUUUGAUGUAUUGUUUUUUAACAUGUAUGAAAUGUAGAAAGAUGUAAAGGAAAUAAAUUAGGAGAGACUACUUUGUAUUGUACUGCCAUUCCUAAUGUAUUUUUAUACUUUUUGGCAGCAUUAAAUAUUUUUAUUAAAUAGA